GAGUUGGACCACUAUCUUGCUGAGGAUACUAUUCCACGGACAACAGAGUUUGAUCUUCUGUUGUGGUGGAAAUUGAAUGGGCUGAAGUAUCCCACCUUGCAAGCAAUUGCAAGGGACUUUUUGGCAAUCCUAGUCACCUCUGAGGCUUCUGAGAGUGCUUUUAGUUCUGGUGGGAGGUUGAUAGACCCUCACCGGAGCAGACUGCAUUAUUCAACUGUAGAAGCAAUGAUGUGCUCACGAAGCUGGAUAAUGGAAGACAUGGAACGAGGCAUUAGAGGGAGUAUUCUCUACGAUGUCCAUUGAAGAUAGUUCUGUUGAAGAGGCAG
This is a messenger RNA of Linum tenue, 326 nucleotides long. The record is from the annotation of a GenBank genome assembly. Lineage: Eukaryota; Viridiplantae; Streptophyta; Magnoliopsida; Malpighiales; Linaceae.